AGGGAACUUCCUGGAACGUUCCUGAGCCGCGCUCGGUCCAAUCAGAGGAGCCGCUCCGCGCCGCCAGCCCCCGCGAGUCGCGCUGCCCGGGUCCGGGACUCUCGCCUUUUGUUUUGGGCCCCGCUUUGCAGGCGCGGCUCUUCCUCGUUGCUCCUUCCCUGCAAGAUGACCGGCAACAGCAGCGCGGGAACCAGCAACGGCCGCAAGGGCCGUGGCGUUUCGUGGCGGCUCCAGGAAACCUUGAAUCUCCUGGAGAUCUGGGGAGAGCAGAAAAUCCAGGACCAGCUCCGCAACAGCCACCAGAACAUAGACUUCUUCGAAUACAUCGCCCAGAAGAUGGCCACGCGGGGCCAUCGCCGGACCGCCUUGGAGUGCCGCUCGAAGACCAAAGUGAUGAGGCUGGAAUACAAGCGUGUGAUUGAUCACAACUCCAAGGCGGGGAGCAGCAAGGUGACUUGCCCUUUCUACGAACAGCUGCACCACAUCCUCCAAGGGAACGCAAGCAUGAAACCCAGCCGGGUCGGGCGAACCCUGAGCUUCCACUUGGUGCCGCAGCCGGAAGCAGCACAGGAACAGCCGCAGCCGGCUGUGGAAGAAACCAUCCCACCGGACGUCCAUGUGGUUAAUGUUGGAGAAUACCUCAAGCAAGAAGACGCUGAUGACACAGGAGUGGUGACUGGGGAUGGUACUGAGGAAGACAUGGCAGAGGCUGGGGAGAACGACAUGGCAGCAAUGAAGGAGGAAGACGGCAAUGAAGGCAGCGGAAGAGACCUGGAUUAUCAGAGACCCCGAGUUAACCAAAGAAGCCCCAUACAUCAGGAUGCCCCCGUCAACACAGGCAUCUCCACCUCCUCCUCCGGAGUUCCAGCGUCACGGCGUCACCCACAGGCACCCACAAAUAAAACACCCCCCAUUCGGAUGAUGAAGCAGAAAAGACUAGCAUAUAAGAUUCCUUUUAAACUGGAGGUAGUAAAAUAUGCCAAGGAGCAUGGAAACAGAGCAGCGGAGAGACAUUUUGCGCCACCUCUAACUGAAAAAAUGAUAAGAGAGUGGAGGAAACAGGAGGAUCAGCUGCAAAAAGCAGAUAAAAAACCCCCCGUGGCCCACCCGCCACCCGCCCCAUCUCCCCUGGCUGACUUUGCCAUUCUGCGGCCCAAGAAGAGGAAAGGGGCCGAGACGCUCUUCCAGGAGUUGCUGCAGCAGUCGAGAGAAGAGCAGGAGGAGCUACUCCUCGAGAUGGGCCGCGACAGAGAGGUGGCGCUCAGUCUCCUGAAGACCCUGAGGCAGGACGCGGCCGGGUGCCGGGAGGAGAGGAGGCAGAUUAUGGAGACGAUGCGCGCCCACCACGAGAUUCUGAAGGGACUCGCCGCCAACCUCAACAGCCUCACCGACGCCUUCGCGAGCCCCCCGCAGGCCAGGACGCCUCGUCCCGGCGUGGCCAACAGUGCCCCGGCCCAGAGGGGCCACACAAGGCCGAAUGACGAGAACUGCAGCCCGCGGAGCCCCCUCCGCCGGUUGCACUCCAAUAUCCUGUCCUCUUCGUUGUUCCCCGCCAACAACACGCACCACAUGGCCUAGCCCUGGAGAGACCAACGAAAUGGCGGCCGCGAACGGCAGCCACGGAAACGUGUGUUCUUACCAAGAGACGUUUUUCAGUUCAGUUUUUGAAAGCGGGUUGUUGUGAAAGAACGGGUAGCUUGAUAUAAACUCGUUGCUGAAAAAGGAAUUCUGGACCACCUGUUUCUCUGCAGGCCCAUCCACCCGACUGCUUAUAGUGCAGAGGUGCCUUUCAAAGGGUGUCAAACCGCCCUGGUCCAUUGGGAAAGGCAGGAGGAAAUCAUCCUUUAGUUGGGAGCCCUUAGUUGUCUAGCUAGCUAGUGCUUCCCGUGUGGCUUACAGGGUUUUCCUCCUCCCCAUAUCCUCCUCACAACAACCCUGUGAGGUAGGUUAGGGCAGGCAUCAGCACCCUCUGGCCCAUGGUCCGGAUAUGGCACAUGGAGGCCGUUUAUCCGGCCCACAGGCCGCCCAUGAAACGAGCCGCCCGCUCGGCAAGUCCCCCGCCCGCUGCGGCAAACCAGCGCAGCCGCGGACAUGCGCAGAAGCGAUUUCUGGUGCUGCACUGCCCAUUUCCAAAAUGUCCGCAGCGCCAGAAACUGGUUCUGCGCCUAUGCAGCCCUUGUCCGGCCCACGGGCUGAAAAGGUUGCCGACGCCUGGGUUUGGGUAAGAGAUAGUGACUGCUUCAAACACAUAUAAAAACAUAAUAGAACAUCAGACAUUAAAAUCUUCCCGAUACAGGGCUGCCUUCAGAUGUCUUCUAAAGGUUGUGUAUGUCUUUAUCUGAAGGGAGGGGGUUCCACAGGGAGGGUGCCACUAUUAUUAUUUUAUUUAUUAUUAUUGAUUGAAUUUAUAUACCCCCCCCCAUACCCGGAGAUCCCAGGGCGGUUCACAGAACAAAAUCAAUAUAUAAAACCAUAAAAUACCUAAUCAAAAUAAAACCAACAACCCAAUAACCCCCAUUUUAAAAGGCCAAUCAACUGACCCAAAGACCUGGUUAAAAAGGAGCGUUUUUGCCUGGUGCCUAUUGGUGUAUAGUGAAGGCGCCAGGUGAACUUCCCUGGGGAGAGCAUUCCACAGAUGGGGAACCACCGCAGAGAAGGCCCUGUUCUCGUGUUGCUACCCUCCAGACCUUUCAAGGAGGAGGCAAAUGAAGAAGGGCCUCAGAAGAUGAUCUCAAGGUCUGGGUAGGUUCAUAUGAGAAGAGGCAGACCCUGAGGUCUUGCGGUGCUUAACUAGUGUUAUGUCUUCCCUCUUGUUUUCUCGAACAGUUUCUGGGGUGGUUUAACAAUCCCUCUCUCCAGAGAACAGGGAAUGGAAUGGCCGUUCUGAGAGUGGAAUAGGGAUCUCCCAGCAACGCUUUUUAACAGAUUACAUGUCCCAGGAUUCUGGGGGGAAGCCAUGCCUGUUUUAAAAUGGCGGGAGACUUCUCUAAAUGAAGAGAGUCUUGUGCAUCUGUGGUUGGUGUUUUGUAUCAUUCGUUCCUUUAGAAAUAAACAGUUAAAGAGCAACUGCCUCAGAAGAGCUAUGGAGUUUCCACCCUGCGGUUUCUGUUUCUCGUACACCAGCCUCCUUUUUCUCCUAAGUUUCAGUUUCCUGGGAUGGCCCUUUGAACCACUUGGUAAAAAAACAGUUGCGGGGGUUAAUGACGAUAAUUUUAUUAUUUGUACUCUGAGUUGCCCCAGCCACUCUGUGUGGCUUCCAGCAUAUAAACAAACAUACAGUCAUACCUCGGUUUAAGUACGCCUGGGUUUGAGUACUUUCAGUUUAAGUACUCCGCGGACCCGUCUGGAACGGAUUAAUCCACUUUCUGUUACUUUCAAUGGGAAAGUUCGCUUCAGGUUAAGUACAGACUUCCAGAACCAAUUGUGUACUUAAACCGAGGUACCAGUGUAAUUAAACAUGGAAAACCUCCCUAUACAGGGCUGCCUUCAGAAAACAACCGCCAUGUUAUCAUGGAAACCAAAUUGAGCUGGUGAGACAAUUUCACUCCUGCACAAAAACAUAUACUCCCAUUUUUCCCAGGUACCUGCUAUGAGCUCUAGCUGGAUCAUCCACCGACACAGCUUUUUCCAUCCUCAACUUUUAUAUUUGCAAGCAGCCUGGAAGCUUAGAAUCAUAGAGUUGGAAGAGACCACAAGGGCCAUCCAGUCCAACCCCCUGCCGAGCAGGAAACACCAUCAAA
Molecule: messenger RNA, 3740 nt
Organism: Zootoca vivipara (common lizard)
Lineage: Eukaryota; Metazoa; Chordata; Lepidosauria; Squamata; Lacertidae
Source: RefSeq, a predicted model, not a curated record